Molecule: messenger RNA, 10709 nt
Organism: Mesoplodon densirostris (Blainville's beaked whale)
Lineage: Eukaryota; Metazoa; Chordata; Mammalia; Artiodactyla; Ziphiidae
Gene: CHD6
Product: chromodomain helicase DNA binding protein 6
Exons: 38
Coding region: 167-8359 (2730 amino acids)
Molecular function (GO): ATP binding; protein binding; ATP-dependent chromatin remodeler activity
Source: RefSeq, a predicted model, not a curated record
UUAGGGUGUCCUUGCAGGGUGUCUGAGCUAAACUUCACCAAAUAAUAGCUGUUUGUAUUUUGGCUGCUGCAGGAGCCAUUUUAGGGGCAUAGAGAUCGAUACAGAAAUAGAGUUCCCAGAUCAGCCUUCCCUAGGACCAAAGAAAUAAAAUAAUUGCCUUUAAUAGAUGAUAAUGAAAAUACAGAAGAAAGAGAAGCAGUUGUCAAAUUUAAAAGUUCUGAAUCACUCCCCAAUGUCUGAUGCCUCCGUCAAUUUUGACUACAAAUCCCCCUCCCCGUUUGACCACAGCACUGAUCAGGAGGACAGAACUGAAGAUGUUGCCCAUCCCUGUCUGCCCCAGAAGGACCUGCACGCUGCUGAAGAGGGCGCUGAGACCCUUUUCCCCAGGAAAACGACAUCCCAUAACGGGACGGAGGACAGUGGAGGAGGAGGCACUGGCGUGAAGAAGAAACGGAAGAAAAAGGAUCCAGGAGAGCAAGAAGGGGCAGCAAAGGGAAGCAAGGACAGGGAGCCCAAGCCAAAGAGGAAGCGUGAACCUAGAGAGCCAAAGGAGCCCAGGAAGGCCAAGGAGCCCAGGAAGGCCAAGGAGCCCAAGGAGCCCAAGCUGAAGGACGGGGCCAAGAAGGUGCGGAAGCCCCGGGAGGCCUCGGGCCCCAAGGAGGCCAAAGAGAAGAGGAGCGGCCCUGACUCUGCAGCCAGGACGAAGUCCAAGAAGGCCAGCAAGGAGCAAGGACCAACCCCAGUGGAGAAAAAGAAGAAAGGAAAAAGGAAAAGUGAAACCACAGUGGAGAGUUUAGAGCUGGAUCAGGGCCUGCCGAACCCAUCCCUGCGGAGUCCUGAGGAGUCCACUGAGUCUGCAGACAGCCAGAAACGACGCUCAGGACGGCAAGUGAAGCGCAGAAAAUACAACGAGGACCUGGACUUCAAAGUGGUGGAUGAUGAUGGGGAAACCAUCGCUGUCCUUGGAGCCGGCCGGACAUCUGCCCUCUCAGCUUCUACACUGGCUUGGCAGGCGGAGGAGCCUCCAGAAGAUGACGCAAACAUCAUUGAGAAGAUCCUGGCAUCUAAGACUGUCCAGGAGGUUCACCCGGGAGAACCCCCAUUCGACUUGGAGCUGUUCUACGUCAAGUAUAGGAAUUUUUCCUACUUGCACUGUAAAUGGGCCACAAUGGAAGAACUCGAAAAGGAUCCUCGCAUCGCACAGAAGAUCAAGCGAUUUAGGAAUAAACAAGCCCAGAUGAAGCACAUUUUUACUGAGCCUGACGAAGACUUGUUCAACCCAGACUAUGUGGAGGUUGAUCGCAUCUUGGAGGUGGCCCACACCAAGGAUGCAGAAACCGGAGAGGAAGUGACGCAUUACCUGGUGAAGUGGUGCUCACUGCCUUACGAAGAAAGUACAUGGGAGCUGGAGGAGGAUGUGGAUCCUGCGAAAGUUAAAGAAUUCGAAUCUCUGCAAGUUCUCCCUGAAGUUAAGCAUGUGGAGCGACCCGCCUCAGACUCCUGGCAGAAACUUGAGAAGUCUCGAGAGUAUAAGAACAGUAACCAGCUCCGGGAGUACCAGCUGGAGGGGAUGAACUGGCUUCUUUUUAACUGGUAUAACAGAAAAAACUGCAUUUUGGCUGAUGAGAUGGGCCUAGGGAAAACCAUCCAGUCCAUCACAUUCCUUUCAGAAAUAUUCCUCAGGGGGAUCCACGGCCCUUUCCUCAUCAUCGCCCCGCUCUCCACCAUCACUAACUGGGAGCGGGAGUUCCGGACGUGGACAGAGAUGAACGCCAUCGUGUACCACGGCAGCCAGAUCAGCAGGCAGAUGAUCCAGCAGUAUGAGAUGGUGUACCGAGAUGCACAGGGAAACCCGCUGUCAGGAGUCUUCAAGUUCCAUGUCGUCAUUACAACGUUUGAGAUGAUCCUGGCAGACUGCCCAGAGCUGAAGAAGAUUCACUGGAGCUGUGUGAUCAUUGAUGAAGCCCACAGAUUGAAGAAUAGGAACUGCAAACUUCUGGAGGGCCUGAAGCUCAUGGCCCUGGAACACAAAGUGCUGCUCACAGGGACGCCCUUGCAGAACUCGGUGGAGGAGCUCUUCAGUCUGCUCAACUUCCUGGAGCCGUCACAGUUUCCUUCAGAGACUGCUUUCUUGGAGGAGUUUGGAGAUCUGAAAACAGAGGAGCAGGUGAAGAAACUGCAGUCUAUCCUCAAACCAAUGAUGCUUCGGCGGCUGAAAGAUGACGUGGAAAAGAACCUUGCUCCCAAACAAGAGACGAUCAUCGAAGUAGAGCUGACCAAUAUCCAGAAAAAAUACUACCGUGCCAUCCUGGAGAAGAACUUCUCCUUCCUGACCAAGGGGGCCAAUCAGCACAACAUGCCCAAUCUCAUCAACACCAUGAUGGAGCUGAGGAAGUGCUGUAACCACCCCUACCUGAUCAACGGGGCAGAGGAGAAAAUUCUGGAGGACUUCCGGAAAACCCACAGCCCUGAUGCCCCCGACUUUCAGCUGCAGGCCAUGAUUCAAGCAGCAGGGAAGCUGGUGCUGAUUGAUAAACUGCUCCCUAAGCUGAUUGCUGGCGGCCACAAAGUACUCAUCUUCUCCCAGAUGGUGCGCUGUCUCGACAUCCUGGAAGAUUAUCUCAUCCAGAGAAGAUACACCUAUGAGCGAAUUGAUGGGCGAGUACGGGGAAACCUGCGCCAGGCAGCCAUCGACCGGUUCUGUAAGCCAGACUCAGACCGCUUUGUCUUUCUUCUGUGCACCCGAGCGGGAGGCCUGGGGAUCAAUCUCACAGCUGCCGAUACCUGCAUCAUAUUUGAUUCAGACUGGAACCCACAAAAUGACUUGCAGGCUCAGGCCCGAUGUCACCGGAUAGGCCAGAGUAAAGCCGUGAAGGUGUAUCGCCUCAUUACACGGAACUCCUAUGAGCGGGAAAUGUUUGACAAGGCCAGCCUGAAGCUGGGUCUGGACAAGGCUGUCCUUCAGGACAUCAACCGAAAGGGCAGCACGAAUGGAGUACAGCAGCUUUCAAAAAUGGAGGUAGAGGACUUGCUCCGGAAGGGUGCUUAUGGUGCCUUAAUGGAUGAGGAAGACGAAGGCUCCAAGUUCUGUGAAGAAGACAUAGACCAGAUUCUGCAGAGGAGAACCCACACUAUCACCAUCCAGUCUGAAGGGAAAGGAUCCACUUUUGCCAAGGCUAGCUUUGUGGCUUCCGGAAACAGAACGGAUAUUUCCUUAGAUGACCCAAACUUUUGGCAGAAAUGGGCUAAAAUAGCUGAACUGGACACUGAAGCAAAGAGUGAGAAGGAAAGCUUAGUGAUCGACCGCCCGCGCGUGAGGAAGCAGACCAAACACUAUAACUCUUUUGAGGAGGAUGAGCUCAUGGAGUUUUCAGAGUUGGACAGUGACUCUGAUGAGAGGCCCACGAGGUCCAGGCGCCUCAAUGACAAAACCAGACGCUACCUCCGGGCCGAGUGCUUCCGGGUGGAGAAGAACCUGCUCAUCUUUGGCUGGGGCCGGUGGAAGGACAUCCUGACUCAUGGACGAUUCAAGUGGCAUCUGAACGAGAAGGACAUGGAGAUGAUUUGCCGGGCCCUGCUGGUGUACUGUGUCAAGCACUACAAGGGCGACGAGAAGAUCAAGAGUUUCAUUUGGGAACUGAUCACGCCUACCAAAGAUGGGCAGGCCCAGACCCUCCAGAACCACUCAGGGUUGUCCGCUCCAGUCCCCAGAGGGAGGAAGGGGAAGAAAACGAAGAACCAGCUGCUGCUCCCAGAGUUAAAGAACGCAGACUGGCUGGCCACCUGCAACCCCGAGGUGGUCUUGCACGAUGAUGGCUACAAGAAGCACCUCAAACAGCACUGCAACAAGGUACUUUUGCGAGUCCGGAUGCUGUACUACCUAAAAGCUGAAAUACUGGGAGAAGCAGCGGAUAAAGCAUUUGAAGGAACUCCGGCCAGGGAGCUGGAAGUGCCUCUGCCCGACAUCGACUGCGUGGAGAUCCCAGUGGAUUGGUGGGAUGCCGAGGCUGACAAGUCGCUUCUGAUUGGCGUGUUCAAACAUGGUUACGAGAGGUACAAUGCCAUGAGAGCAGACCCAGCACUUUGCUUCUUGGAGAAGGUUGGGAUGCCAGACGAGAAGUCCCUUUCUGCAGAGCAGGGUGUUACAGAUGGGACCUCAGACAUUCCCGAAAGAGGCAACACAGAUAAAGAAGACAAUACAGAAGACAAAGUAGAUGGCCUCCAGAAACAAAUGGAAAGUUCCAGUGAUGGAGGUGAUGGCAUUUUUGGUGAAAAGAAGGAUGACAGCCGGGCAGCCCAGGAUGGCUCCGACCCAGACAAAUCACCCUGGCCAGUUUCGUCUGCACUCACAGCUCGUCUCCGACGCCUGGUCACCAUUUACCAGCGCUGUAACCGCAAGGAGCUCUGCCGACCUGAAAUCCUGGGACCAGGAAACCAGGGAUACUGGGUCCAGGAAGAGAUGUUCCGGAGGUCCUCAGAGAUGGAUCUCAUCAACAAGGAAGCCCAAAAGAGGUGGACUAGGAGAGAGCAAGCAGACUUCUACAGAACAGUGUCUUCCUUUGGUGUCGUUUAUGAUCAAGAAAAGAAAACCUUUGACUGGACGCAGUUUCGCAUCAUUUCCCGUUUGGACAAGAAGUCGGACGAGAGCCUGGAACACUAUUUCUAUAGCUUCGUGGCCAUGUGCCGCCACGUCUGUCGUCUGCCAGCCUGGAAGGAUGGUGGUGAGGACAGUCUCUGUCACUAUAUCCCAGGCCCCCCAGAUCCCAGCAUCUGCGUUGAACCCAUCACUGAAGAGCGGGCCGCGAGAACCCUGUACCGCAUUGAACUGUUGCGGAAGGUCCGGGAGCAAGUGCUGCAGUGUCCUCAGCUGCACGAGCGCCUUCAGCUCUGCAGGCCCAGCCUCUCCCUCCCCGUCUGGUGGGAGUGUGGAAAGCACGAUCGGGACCUGCUGAUCGGCACCGCCAAGCACGGGCUGAACCGCACCGACUACUACGUCAUGACCGACCCCCAGCUGUCCUUCCUGGACGCCUACAGAAACUAUGCCCAACACAAAAGAACCGACCCCCGGGCUCCAGGGAGUCUCUGUUGCCUUUACCAGACCAACUCCAAACUGUAUGAAUCUCUUGCGUAUACUCAAAUGAGCAGGACUUCCGAGUCCCUUGAAAAUGAACCCGAGAAUCUAGUGAAAAUAGAAGGUAGGGAUGAUCAUCUUGGUCCACCUCGGGGCAGCUUAUCUGACAUGACUUGUGAAAACUUUAUUUCUAAAGUUCAGGAUGUCAUUUCCAUCACCCGUGAUGAGAGUCUGCUGCCCGAGUCCUUGGAGAGCAUGAUGUAUGGUAAGAAAGCACUAAGCCAGGAGCCACUCUCUUUUCAGGAGAGCCCAGGUACCAAUACCGAAUCCAGACAAGACGCCGUGGCUCUCGCAACCAGCAGAGAUGGAAACUUCCAGCCUGGUGGCCACGAGGCAGAAAUAGCCUCAGGCCCCUCUUUUAUGGAUACAUUAGAAGCAGGAGUAGCUCAAAUGAACAUUAAAAAUGGAAAACAUUUGCUGGUGUCUCUUUCACAGGAAGAGGAACUCUGCUGCAGCGAGGCAGGGCAGAGACCUGAAAGCCUUGGGCAGCUGGAAACCAAAUGCACAGCCUCCCCUUCCUUGGACCAAGGAAAUGAGAGCGGGUUUGUUGACAUGUGCAAUCUUAGUGUCUGUGACUCCAAAAGAAACCUGUCAUCAGAUCAGCAGUUAAUUGAUUUAUUAGAAUGCAAAAGUUUAGAAAGUAAAUUGAUUUUGGGUCGGAACCACAGUGAUGAGGAGGAGGAAGAGGAGGAAAAUGAGGAGGAAAACCUAGACCUGGCCGCAGGCACGCGGGAAAGGCUGGAGUUGUCGCCUCUUACCGAGCCCACUGCUCGUAUGGCAGGGGAGAAGUGCUGCAGUGGCUUUCUUGCGGACGAAGCCAAGAAAGGAAGCCUGGCGGCCAGAAGCCAGCAUCCUGGACCGCAGGGCGCUUUUCUUCCCGCAGCCUGUCAGUGUCACUGCAAACACAUGGAGAGGUGGACGCACGGCCUCGAGAAUGACCAGUUUGAAGUGGAGAAACCCCAGGGUUACAACCCACACCUGUACAAAAGCAAAGCCAAUAAUGUCACAAUGGGGGGCGAGCUCACCGCUCUUCCGCCAGAGCUGUUUCAGGUGAAGCAUGAACUUUUGAAAGAACCCUGGAAAGAAAGUGCAGAAGGGAAACAAGGUUUCCCUACAUAUCUCGAAGGCAGUGAACUCAAGGCGGAAGACGUGGAUUUUGAGAGUAAAGACGAUUAUGAUAGAGACGGGAACUGCCAGAGUCAAGAUUAUCCAGGGAAAUACUCUGAGGAGGAGAGCAAGAACUCGACCUCGGGCAUCGCAGGGGACCUCGGGGACAACCUUCAGGAGGCUCGGGCUCCCACCAUUGCACAGCUGCUCCAGGAGAAAACCCUCUAUUCCUUCUCCGAGUGGCCAAAGGAUCGCGUGAUAAUCAACCGCCUGGAUAACAUCUGCCAUGUGGUGUUAAAGGGGAAGUGGCCCUCCAACCAGCAGUAUGAGCCCUCAGCCGCACUGCCCACCCCCGUGUUAACCAGCGGCGCUGGUCCCCGCAGCAGCCUUUCAGAGCCAGAGGCAUCAGAACACGUCUUCAGCAGUGGUGCAGCGUUGGUGGCCCAGAUGCAGAAGGAGAGCUUCUUGGCUUCGGUAUUCACAAAGGAUGAACAGAAGCACAGGCGUCCUUAUGAGUUCGAGGUGGAGAGGGACGCAAAGACCCGGGGCCUGGAGCAGUUCCCCGCCACCCAUGGGCACCCCCCCAUCGUCCUCAACGGCUGGCAUGGAGAGUCAGCGAUAGACCUCUCGUGCCCAUCGGAGGGGUCCCCGGGGGCCACAUCCCCUUUCCCAGUGAGCACCAGCACCCCUAAGAUUGGGGCUAUCGGUUCACUUCAAGGAGCCCUUGGCAUGGACUUGUCUGGGAUUCUGCAAGCCGGCCUGAUCCAUCCAGUGACUGGACAGAUCGUCAACGGAAGCCUCAGGAGAGAUGACGCUGCCACCAGGAGGCGGAGAGGGAGGCGGAAGCAUGUAGACGGAGGCGUGGACCUCAUCUUUCUGAAGGAGCCGACACUCCAGGCGGGGAUCUUGGAGGUCCACGAAGACCCAGGACAGGCCCCCCUGAGCACCUCACACCCUCCUGAAGGGCCAGUGCCUGCCACUUCGACCCCGGAGCCGGCCCCGGGAGCCGGCAGCCAGGCCGAGAAAGCCAUUCCCAGCAAGAGCCUGCUGGACUGGCUGCGGCAGCAGGCUGACUGCCCCCUCGAGGUCCCUGGCUUCGGCGCGAAUUUUUCAGACAAACCCAAGCAGAGGAGGCCACGCUGUAAGGAUACUGGAAAAUUAGACGUCAACUCCCUGAGUGGGGAAGAGAGGGUUCCUGCUGUCCCCAAGGAGCCAGGCCUGAGGGGGUUUCUCCCAGAAAACAAGUUCAAUCACACCCUUCCUGAGCCUGUUCUCCGAGACUCAGGCCCCCGCCGGAGGGGCAGGCGGCCCCGGAGCGAGCUCCUGAAGGCUCCCGCCCUCGUGGCGGACUCCCCCUCCGGGAUGGGGCCUCUGUUCAUGAACGGCCUGAUCGCCGGGAUGGACCUGGUCGGACUUCAGAACAUGAGAAACAUGCCCAGCAUCCCCCUCACGGGGCUGGUGGGGUUCCCGGCCAGCUUUGCAGCGAUGCCCACGGGUGAAGAGGUCAAGAGCACAUUGAGCAUGCUGCCCAUGGUGCUGCCGGGGAUGGCCGCCGUACCCCAGAUGUUUGGGGUCGGGGGGCUCCUCAACGCCCCCAUGGCCACCACCUGCGCCUCGGCUGUGCCAGCGCCUUUGUCAAGCACAACGAAGAGUGGCACGUCGGCGGCUGAAAAGACUGCAGAAGACCAGCCUAGCGGCCGUGAUGUCAAAACGGACACGUCAGCUGAAGACAAGCCCGGUCCUAGUCCAUUUUCCGAUCAGGCCGAACCCGCAAUAACUACGAGUAGUCCUGUGGCUUUUAACCCGUUUCUCAUCCCAGGAGUGUCCCCUGGACUCAUUUACCCAUCCAUGUUUGUCUCCCACGGCAUGGGCAUGGCUCUGCCGGCCAUGCAGCAGGCCAGACACUCGGAAAUAGUAGGUCUGGAGAGCCAGAAGAGGAUGAGGAAGAAAACAAAAGGGGACAACCCGGACCCCAGCCCAGAGCCUGCACCCGGGUUGGAGAGGGAGCCGGGCGGUGCCCAGAGCUGCCCCGAAUCCAGGGCCCCCGCGCCUCCAGAGAGAGGACACGCAGCACAGGCUGGCGAAGGGGGCCCCCAAGACUCUAACAGUGUCACCAAUUAGAACUUUUUCAUUGAAGAAAUUCUUAUGACUUGUAAGUUUCUUAUCCCAUCAAGGUUUGUUACUUCCCUCACUUCACUGUCAUAAGAACCUGUGUUUCCAUAAGUACUAUUACCUACCUGAUUUCCUGUCUGAGAACUAUGGUAACAGAUGUUAAUAGUCACAGGGUCUUGCCACGUCAUCAGCUAAGUGUCGUUGACCUAGUGUAGGAGGCGCAGAAUCCUCACUCCGUUACCCAGUUGUUCAUUCCAGCCAUCGUAGUUAGUGCAGACGUGGGGACACGCCCUGCCCCCUUCUCUUCCAAGUUUCCCACUUACUUGAGGAGGAAAAAUGGCAAAGGAAAACCGUCUAGGGAUUUACCAGUGAAGAAGGGCCGAAGGAGAGGCAGAGAGCAGCUCUUUUUGCCAUGAGCUGUGCUGAAUGGGAAGAAUGUGUUGGGGAACCGAAAAGCACAGAGAAAGAAGUGCUGGUGCAUAUUUUUUAGUUAAAAUGUUUCCCAGUUUUAUCAUGAUUACUAAACGAGUAGGAUAGGCAGAAGUAUAUAAUUAAUGGUUGAAACCACGUAUGUUCAUUUCUUUCUAAAACAGAAACCUUACUGGUAGUAACACCUUUGUGGGUUUUCAGGCACCUGCAGCAAGAAGAAAUACCGAUGGGGCAUUACUUGAUACACACGCAUCCCCCCUCUCCCAAGUUAACGGGGUUCUCAGUACAAGAGACCUGUACACACCUUGAGCCGUUGCCGGCGACGAUGGGGGUGGAGGACUGCACACGACUAGCUAUGCCCCCGCCGAGGCCUCUUAGGGACUGCUCUGGCCACUGCCAGGCCUCCUGGCUCCUAACAUCACGCUCCCCUUUGCCAAGAAUCAGGCUCUUUCUGGAGCCUGCAAAGCAAACAGUCCCUCAACACUCUUAGACUCGCCAGGGUUUGAGGUUUGUACCACCUCUUGGAAUGCGACUGUGAAAGGUUUUUUUUCUUUUCUCCAGAUUCUUCUCUACUCGGUUUAUAUUUUACAGUCGGACCCAGAUCCCAAAGCAUCAAUUUAGCGGAGACCAUGUUGCAAAUUAACAUUAUUCCCCCUUCUUCCUCAGCUGCCCAGGCCGGGAAGAACCCGCCGGCCCCAGCAACCCUCACCUGCUUUCCUUCUCCCUCCCACGUGGUCCCUCCCUUCUGAUGGUGUCACUUUUCACCCACAGUUCACACUCUGAGACUUGAAAGAAGCUCGUGGUUCAGUCCCCAGGGGCACAGGGCUGUGCAGGACCGUCAGAAAUGUUGGAAGUGUUACUAGUACCAGUUUCACCUUUUGUUGUCACAAUUUACUGUAUUUUUUACUUUUUCUGUUACAGUUUUGCUAUAAUUUAUCAGAAGGUCCAAAAAUUUGACAUAACUAUUUCAGUUUGCAUUAUUUAUUUAUGAUGCUUUUGUCAUUGUCUUUUAUACAUUUGGGAUUAUAAAUUAUGUAAAUGUCAAAAUGAGCAUCUCAAAGAAGUCUGUUAAAUUGGGGCCGGAAAAAAAAAAUCAAUCAGCUGUAUUUUCAAAAAUUGGAGUCCCAGUUUUAUGAAUUAGAGUUAUAAAUCAGAAAUUCUAUAAACUGAUCAUAUAAGAAGAAAGAAUCCAGUAAUUGAACAAAUUCUAUUUAAUGACAUCUUUGUAGCAUAGGUGAUCUCUAAUGCUGACAACAGAUUUCUUAGAAAUGCUGCUCUCUCUAUUUAACUAACAUUUUGUUCAGUUUUGCCUCCAGUGGAAGCAGAAAAGGUUUUUUCAGCUGUUAAAUCCUAAAAAUCAAUAUAAUUUAUUUAUGUAAAAAAAAAUCACUCAAUUGAUAUAUUUUUUGAACCUUUUAAGUACUAAUUUUCUUUUUAUCAAGUAGAAAAAAAACUGUAUUUGCCCUAAAUCCUUAAAAUACAAAUGCUAUAAAAAUUCAUGUAUCUUGAAAGCCUUACUGCAAAUGAGUAUUAUAGACAUCCAGCAGAGCCUGGGUUUUCUUUGUUGUCGUUGUUUUGUAUGGAAAAGCUGCUUUCCCCAGGUUCCACUUAGAACCUACAGUAGGUCACAGGGUUCAAUAUGGAUUUGAUUUUAAAACCCACCAGCAUGCUAAAUCCCGUGUUAUAUCUUAUCGAACCUGUAUGUUAACUCUCUGGGUGUUUAGGCUUCUCUGUGACUGCUAUUGUGUCCCUGUUUGCAAAAUGAAAAUGACACUCUGUGGAUUAUUUGCUCUGUAAGGCAUAAGUGCUUCUUAUGAUUAUUUUGACGUUUCCAAGAGCAAAAGCCAAAUUUAAGCUCUCUUCAGCAAACUUGAGCCUUUUCAUCUAAUUCCAUGUCACUCACAGCCAUAACUUUCCUUGAUCAUUCUUC